AUGGCUGCGUCAAUACAGCGAUCGCGAUGCCUGCUCUCUUCAUCGACGCUCCAGUCGCUUCCACGGUCGCUCACACCGGCCUCGCAAUGCUCCCGAACAUUUGCCACAACCGUGGACCCUCCGCAGCCCUCAACUUCAAACCAACAGCGUCCUACGACAAGAUUCCGCGAUAAACUAAACACCGGGCCCUCCUUCAACGACUUUGUAAAUCCCAAUGCGCCUCUCCCACCCUCCGAAGCCUACGAAAUCAAGACCGCGCAAGUGGGACCCGAAGGCCGCAAGAAGACGAUAACACGGCUUCCGGAAUGGCUCAAGACGCCUAUACCAGUCGACCAGAACUACAAGAAGAUCAAGAAUGAUUUGAGGGGCUUGAAUCUGCACACGGUCUGCGAAGAGGCCCGAUGUCCCAACAUUUCGGACUGCUGGGGCGGGAGCUCCAAGAGCGCUGCGACCGCCACGAUCAUGUUGAUGGGUGAUACUUGCACAAGAGGAUGUCGGUUUUGCUCGGUAAAGACGUCAAAGACACCACCGCCGUUAGAUCCACACGAACCGGAGAACACGGCGGAGGCGUUGAAGCGGUGGGGCCUUGGUUAUGUCGUCCUAACAUCGGUGGAUCGGGAUGAUCUCGCCGAUGGAGGUGCACGGCAUUUCGCAGAGACGAUCAUGAAGAUCAAGCAGAAGGCGCCUACUAUGCUUGUAGAGGCAUUGACAGGAGACUACGCUGGCGACCUAGAGAUGGCGAAGCUGGUCGCGCUGAGUGGGCUCGACGUCUAUGCGCACAACAUUGAGACGGUAGAAGAACUCACACCCUUUGUGCGCGACCGGAGAGCAAAGUUCAGGCAGAGUCUGGAGGUCCUGCGAACAGCAAAGGAAACUAAACCAGAGCUGAUCACGAAGACAAGCAUAAUGCUGGGCUUGGGGGAGACAGAGGAACAGCUCUGGCAUGCGCUGAAAGAGCUGCGCAAGAACAACGUCGAUGUCGUGACCUUCGGUCAAUACAUGCGUCCCACAAAGCGACACAUGGCAGUCCACGAGUACGUAACACCCGACGCGUUCGAGCUAUGGCGACAGCGAGCUCUAGACAUGGGCUUCCUAUACUGCGCAUCGGGACCGCUUGUGCGAUCAAGCUACAAGGCCGGCGAAGCCUUCAUAGAGAACGUACUCAAGAAGAGAGCCGCAAAGAGGAACGAGUUGGUUGGCGCACAGGCCGUCGAAGAUGUGAAGACAGCAUAG
Molecule: messenger RNA, 1233 nt
Organism: Trematosphaeria pertusa
Lineage: Eukaryota; Fungi; Ascomycota; Dothideomycetes; Pleosporales; Trematosphaeriaceae
Product: Lipoyl synthase
Exons: 2
Coding region: 1-1233 (410 amino acids)
Biological process (GO): lipoate biosynthetic process
Cellular component (GO): mitochondrion
Molecular function (GO): 4 iron, 4 sulfur cluster binding; lipoate synthase activity
Source: RefSeq, a predicted model, not a curated record